Molecule: messenger RNA, 1692 nt
Organism: Phycomyces blakesleeanus NRRL 1555(-)
Lineage: Eukaryota; Fungi; Mucoromycota; Mucoromycetes; Mucorales; Phycomycetaceae
Exons: 3
Coding region: 21-1460 (479 amino acids)
Biological process (GO): positive regulation of DNA-templated transcription
Cellular component (GO): SWI/SNF complex
Molecular function (GO): protein binding
Source: RefSeq, a predicted model, not a curated record
UCUCUCAUCCCAUCAUCAUCAUGACCCUCCCUGCCUCAAACGAACCCGCCGUCUCUUCCACAGAACCCACAAGCAAGAAGAUCGUAAAGUCGGUCUCGGUCUCUGAAACUACCACAACCACAACCACAACCACAACUGAAACUGCAACUGCAACCACAACCGCAACCACAACAACCGAAGGUGAUACUAAAACUGCAGUAGCCAAGGAGACUGGAGAAGAGGUAUACGAAGAUCGCUUCCUUGAAGGAAACCAGCGUAUCAUUGCCUAUGACCUUCUGGAGGCACGCGGCAAGGCUUCCGAAACCACCGACCCCGAUGUCCAGCGCUACAAGAAGGCUAAGGAGCUCUUCAGAAAGGGUUAUGAUCUCUGUAUGUCUAUCCCCAGAUCUCUUGAAGAAGACGUCUUGGAAAAGUACGAGCAUGAAGUCAGAUCGUCUGCUGAAGAUAUGAUUGAGGCUUGGUUAAUGGAUGAGAAGGCUGCUCCCAUGUCAGAACGCGUCUUGAUUCUUGGUCAGCAAUACGAAAAGGUUUUGUUGAGAAACAUUCCUGAGGAGCAGAAGGAGGGUUUCUUCAUCAAGGAGAGCCUGCUGUUCUCUGCAUGGAUUCUCUUGGUCGGAAAGCAAUUCCAGCAUUGUAUCACCACUCUUACUUUGGCAAUUGAUACCUAUGAUGACCUCCCUGCUUGUGUUUACUUUAUCCGUGCUUCAUGUCAUCUCUCCAUGAACAAGCUGAGACUUGGAAUCAAGGACCUUGAGACCAGUUUGGAGAAGGAUCCUAAGUUUGUCAUCUCCUACAGUGUUAUUGGCUCUGUUUACAUGUCCCUCAAGGAGAACGAGAAUGCUGUUCGCAACUUUAAGCUGUACGUCCAAAAGGGUCACCCUGACACUACCAAUUACUUCAGCUGUCUCUACUCUCUCUCCGUCCUUCUUUCCCACCAGAAGGGCAAGAAAGCUGAAGCCCGCGAGUUCUACGCCAAGGCUCGCAAAGCCGAGGGUAGAUUCCAAGAAUUGUAUGGUACCACCACUUCUAUGAACGAGACCAAGCGUGAAGCUAUUAUGAGUUUUGGAUCCAAAGAAGAGAUCGCUACUCUUAAUCAGCAAUUGGAGCUCCAGCGUCAACAGCAUCAGCAGCAGCAGCAGCAGCAGCAGCAGCAACAGCAGCAACAACAGCAGCAGAUUCAGGGUGCUCCAUCCCAGCAGUACAAUGCCAAGAUUGAGCAGUUGAUUCAGUCUGGCUUCCUUUCUUCUCCCUUCCCUCCCAACCCCAAGCAGUGCUCCAACUGUGGUGCAUCCCGUCGUAAGGAUGCUACUGACAAGCCUUUGUUCUGCUGUGGUGCCUGCAAGGGCAUUUGGUACUGCGUCCGUGAAUGCCAGGUAGAGGACUACAAGAGACACAAAGUUGUCUGCAAGAAAUCGCCUAAGAAUGCCAAGGCAGCAGAAACUCAACAGCCAAAGGCAUAAACUGCUUAACAAAAUAUACGUACACACGUACAUGUAUUCUGAAGAGAAGAAAUGAAGGGGAGAAGGAAAAAAAACGCGUAAAUUGGAUAUAGUUUUUUACAUUGUAGGCUGGGUGGAUUUUGUUUUAGCUAUUUAGUUGAAAAUUCAAUUUUUUUUGUUCAUAUACACAUAAUUUAUCAUCACAUCAUUCUUAUCGCCUGCCAUUUAUAUACACAUUAUAGACACACUCUUU